Molecule: messenger RNA, 1954 nt
Organism: Moneuplotes crassus
Lineage: Eukaryota; Ciliophora; Spirotrichea; Euplotida; Euplotidae
Source: the annotation of a GenBank genome assembly
UUUUUUAGAAUAUAUUUUCAAAUAAAUUAAUAUAUGGGAAAUAAAGUCGAACCUGUACGCCAAGAAGGAGACAAGAAAAACUCCAAAAAUACUAAGGAUGAUGACAUCGUUGCUGAAGUAGAUGACGAUCUUGAAAAUGGUCCCGUCUUCAAGAGAAAAUGCACAGAUAUUAUCUGCUGUCCAAUCUUUGUUGCAUUCAUUGUUGGGAUGGCUUGGGCAUUUAUUUAUGGACUAAGUGAAGGAGAUCCAAUUAAACUAACGGUUAUGUUUGAUUACGAUGGACAUGGAUGAGGAUACACGUCCGGUUAUAAGAACUUUGAUUACAUCUAUUGGCCUGAUAUCGACACCUCCGCUACAAGUUUUUCUACUCUACUUCAAAAAACUAUUUGUGUCAAAAGAUGUCCCACCAUUGCAAAUCCACUUGCAUCAGGAGAUUGUACUGAUACAUCUAUCGCAUCUCCUUGCGAAAGUUCUGGAACAGCUUAUGAUUCAAAAUUAUAUUUGAAUAGAUUCUGCGUCCCAGACACUAGCUCUACCUCAGCCACUUCCACUUAUCAAAGCUUCUACGAUUCAGUUAUGGAUGACUGGGGAGGCAAUUAUCUUACUUCGUAUAUGGCUGAUCUGUACACUGUAUGGUGGGUCUGUCUUGUAUGUGCUGGUCUUUCCUUUUUGCUAGGUUUUAUCUACAUGUGCUUCAUUAAAUGAUGUGCUAAGAUAUUGGUCUGGAUCACAAUCUUCCUCGGCUUCUUUAUUAUUUUAGGAGCUGGUCUCUUCCUGUACUUUACAUCCACUCAAUAUGAAGAAGGAGACGAUACUAGAAAUUAUAUGAGAUAUACAGCUUACGGUUUCUUUGGACUUUGUGCUGUUUAUGCUUUGAUCCUUCUAUGCUGCUGCAAUAAGAUUAGACUUGGGGUUGCUAUCAUGCAGACAACUGCUGACUAUAUCAACUCUACCACAAGAAUUUUCUGGGUGCCAGUUUUCUUUUUUGUUUGAAUUCUUUGAUUUCUGGCCUACUGGAUCGUUUCAGCUUUAUUUAUCUGGAGUGUUGGUGAUGUUAAAGCAAGAUCAAGUUCACCUUUCGCAAGAAUUGAGUGGAAUGAAACGACUAGAUAUGUAUUCUUAUACAAUCUGUUCGGUCUCUUCUGGAUCAACGCAUUCUUCAUUGGAUGCUCUCAAUUCAUCCUUGCUGUUGCUUGUGCCACUUGGUAUUUCACCAAUACUGCCGAUUCAGGAGGAAGUGCUUCAAUAAAUAAAGGAUUUAAAUGGAUUCUUAGAUAUCAUCUCGGAUCAAUAGCAUUCGGUUCACUCAUUAUUGCUAUAUGAGAAUUCAUCAAAUUCAUGUUUGAGUACUAUAGAAAGAAGAUGACUGGUAGAGUAUUCAACAAUCCUCUUGGUAAAUGCUUGAUCUGGACUACGAGAUAUUGCUUAAAUUGUCUCAACAGAGUUGUAAAAUAUAUUUCUAAGAUGGCAUAUAUUCAAAUUGCCUUAACUAGUUCAAACUUCUGCAUGUCUGCAUGGAAAGCUUUCAUUCUCAUCUUGGGUAAUGCUGGGAGAUUUGCAGUAGCGACAAUACUGGGAACCAUAUUUACUUGGCUUGGAAAAAUAGCCAUUGUUGGACUAACAACUCUAAUUUGCUACAUUAUCAUAACAAAUGCUAGCAAUAUCAAGGAUGAUAUUACAAGUCCAUUCUUCCCAAUUUUAGCUUUUAUAAUUAUCAGUUAUGUCAUCUCAUCAUUCUUCCUGAGUAUAUUCAGCUUCUCGAUGGAUGUCAUUCUGCAGUGCUUCUUGGUUGAUGAAACUUUAGCUAAGGAUAGCCAGUAUGGACCACAUAGACCAAAGACAUUGGAUGCUUAUGCUCAAAAGAAGAUGCAGCCAAGCAAAUGCUGUGGUUGCUGCUAAUGACAGUUUCAAUUUCAUAAUUACUCAACAAUAAUUUAUUUAUUCGGGGUUUUGG